Messenger RNA from Meira miltonrushii, 700 nucleotides. RefSeq lists its product as uncharacterized. The coding region runs from base 9 to 689 and encodes 226 amino acids. The record is from RefSeq and is a predicted model, not a curated record. Lineage: Eukaryota; Fungi; Basidiomycota; Exobasidiomycetes; Exobasidiales; Brachybasidiaceae. The transcript has a single exon.
UCAUCACAAUGCACUCUUUCCAAACAAUUGUCAGAUUAGCCUCUGUCGCUUUGAUUGUAUCAAGCAGUAUUCAAGCAGCUCCAACUUCUAACACUGUACGAUCAGCACCUCAAUUAUCUUGCCAGAAUGAUGCUCAAGAAGUUAAUGGUCAACUCUAUGCAGGUGAUUACUAUUACGGAUCAGGUUCAACAAAGCUAGGCUAUAAAAGCGUAACGGAUGCAAGCGGGAAAGAAGAAUUACAAGUUGUCAAAUAUGAUGAGAAUGAUACAACAAUUCGUUUGUUAGACAACGUGAUCAGAAGACAAUGCAAUUCUACCGCUUUGAACAUGUACUCCAAUCAAGGUAAAUUUGCUACAAAUUCACCAGUCAAAAUCUUGGCAGAUGUUGGACGUGAUGGAAUCCCUUACUGUGUUGGUCUGUCAGACCCAGCCGGAAAUCCAUCCGAUAUCGCACUUGUUCCUUGCAGUUUCGUAGAUGAUGAUUCUCAAGCAAAUCAAUUCUGGGUUUCUCAAUGGAAGUAUGCAAACUUGUACCCAGCAGUAGGAAAGUCAAACAAGACUGAUGAUGUUGAUAAUUAUCAGCCUAUCAAACCUCCAGCUGAUGAUGCAAACCCAGCCGUUUACACGACAGAGCCUGCUUGUGAAAGUUGUAAUCCAUAUGCAACUUAUAAUAGCUUUUAUAUUCCAUAAAUCACCUUUUU